Carcharodon carcharias (great white shark) is the source of this 6761-nucleotide messenger RNA. Its product is annotated as patched domain-containing protein 3-like. Lineage: Eukaryota; Metazoa; Chordata; Chondrichthyes; Lamniformes; Lamnidae. Gene Ontology annotation, cellular component: membrane. The transcript has 7 exons. The coding region runs from base 411 to 3068 and encodes 885 amino acids. The record is from RefSeq and is a predicted model, not a curated record.
AAAAGCAGAGCAAGAGGGGAGAGACCGGCGAGAGUUGAAACGAGGUACAAUAGGGGAAGAGACCAGUGAGAGCUGAAAAGAUGCUGGGUCAAGCCUGUGAACUGACCACGUUCUGAAAAGAAAAUCAAAGUCUGAUGUCACAGGGAAACAGCUGCUGUGGCUUAGUUUUAAGUUGACAAGCACUAGGUGUAAGGUCAAAGCAGAAACCACAACCUCAAUCAGACAUCACGACAGCUCGUGGCGUAAAAAAUGAGGCGUGGCUUCACUCCCCCUUACUCUGCUGCACUUGACUGAAGGCCUUGAGAAACUGCUGCACUACACUUUUCCCAAUCAGCCUGAGUUGGAAGUUCAGAAUAUUGAGUUUGUUGAAUUGAAAAUCUUGGAACCAAAGCUUCAGUUCUGUUUUCAUUAUGGCUUGGUGUCAGACGGACUGUAUUGAAAAACCUCUCUGUGCAGCAUUCAGGAAACUGGGAACUUGUGUUGGUCAAAAUCCCUGGUGGUUUUUGCUGGUCCCUCUGGUUGUUUCCGGAGGAAUAGGGGCAGGAUUUUGUUUCUUUGCUGAAAAUGAAAGCAAUAACAUAGAGGAUCAGUUCACACCCACUAAUGGGCCAGCAAAAUCAGAGAGAGAAUUCAUUAAAGAACAUUUUCCAACCAAUGAUUCUGGAUUCUUCUCCAGACAGAGGCUUUACACUGAGGGUGCAUUUGCUUCUUUCAUUGCUGUUUCAAAAGAUAGCAACAUCCUUACAAAAGCAGCGUUUGAAGAGAUUAUAUUAAUUGAUAAAAAAGUCAAAGACUUUCACUUUUAUGACAAUGGCACUGUCUACAAUUAUUCUAAUCUCUGUGCAAAAGCAGGAGCCACUUGCUUCUCAAAUGCACUCUUAGAUUUGCUAAAUUAUGACCCUAAUCUGGUUGAGAACACAAAUAUUUCUUACCCAAUAGCAAAUCGUUCUUUUAUUGCUAAUAUAGUGGGUGGAGUUCAAUUAGAUGAGAUUGGAACUGUUAUCAAAAAGGCUAAAGCUUUAAGACUGCGUUACCAAUUAAGAGAAGAUGAUGAAAAAAACAAGAGACUCAGUUUACUUUGGAUUGAGAAGUUUCUUAGUGAAUUCCCAAGGGACCUUGCACAUUCAACACAUAUUGAGGUUUCACAUUUUACUUCUGUAUCAAGGCAAGAAGAAUUUGAAAAAAAUUCUAAAAGAAUUAUUCCACUUUUUUCUGUAACAUAUUUGCUUUCAAUAUCCUUUUCCAUCAUUUCUUGCAUGAGGCUUGACUGUGUGAGGAAUAAGGUCUGGGUUGCUGCUCUGGGAGUCAUAUCAGCUGGAUUAGCUGUGCUUACAGGAUUUGGAUUUCUGCUGUAUUGUGGGAUAUCAUUUGCCAUCAAUACUGCCAAUGCACCCUUUCUGAUUCUAGGUAUUGGUGUGGACGAUAUGUUUAUUAUGCUCGCUAACUGGCAAAAGACAAAAGUGCAUGAUAAAGUUGAAGAUCGCCUGGCAAAGACUUAUGCUGAAGCAGCUGUUUCUAUUACAAUCACCACUCUGACUAAUGUUUUGGCCUUUUAUAUUGGUGUCAUGACACCUUUUCCAUCCGUGCAGUCAUUUUGUGUUUACACAGGCACAACUAUUCUGUUCUGCUUCAUUUACAACAUUACAUUUUUUGGAGCUGUUCUCGCAUUGAACGGAAGAAGAGAAGCCAGUAACAAGCAUUGGCUGACGUUCAGAAAGGUUGAGGAAGAUCAUAAACCUGGAGAAUCUAAACUCUAUGCAUUAUGUUGUGUAGGUGGGACUUACAAUCAGGAAUCAGGUGCAGAAUCAGAACACAAAGUUUAUUUUUUCUUUAAGAAAUAUUAUGGUCCAUUCCUUACAAACCGAUGGACCAAGGUAAUUGUGGCGCUCCUGUAUGUUGGAUAUUUGACUGGCAGUAUUUAUGGCUGUUUACACAUCAAAGAAGGAAUCGAUCUCAGAAAUCUGGCCUUUGAUGAUUCAUAUGUGAUUAAGUUCUAUGAUGAUGAAAGUGAUUUUUUCUCAGAAUAUGGACCACGAGUCAUGGUUACUGUCACUGAAUCUGUGGAAUAUUGGGAUUCCACCAUUCAAGAUGAAAUUGAAACCUGUAUGGGCUGCUUGGAAAACAGCACACAUGUAGACCGUGAGCUGUCAGAGUCCUGGCUUCGUAUGUACAUUGACCGUGCUGAAAAGAUGUCACUAGAUAUAAGGGAGAACAAAACAUUCAUUGGAAAUUUAUCUAAAUUGUUUAACUUUGUCUCUACAUUUCAACAAGAUAUUGAACUCUCAGAAGAUAAAAUGAGCAUUAGAGCAUCACGAUUUUUCAUUCAAAUUGUGAAUGUCAGUGAUUCAUUUGAUCAAAAAAACAUGUUGAUUGAAUUAAGAAAUUUGGCAAGGGAAUGUAGAAUCCCUUUGCUUGUAUAUCAUCCAGCAUUCAUCUACUUUGAUCAAUUUCUUGUAAUUCUGACCACUACAGUCCAGAAUAUAACUGUGGCAACUGCUGUCAUGUUGAUCAUUUCUUUACUCUUAAUACCUAAUCCAGUUUGUUCUUUAUGGGUAACAUUUGCCAUUGCAUCAGUUUUAGUGGGUGUGGCUGGUUUUAUGGCUUUCUGGGGUGUCAAUUUAGAUUCUAUAUCUAUGAUUAAUUUGGUUAUUUGUAUUGGAUUUUCUGUGGACUUUACAGCUCAUAUUUCAUAUGCAUUUGUUUCAAAUGAUAAAACAAGUGCCAAUGAACGAGCUAUUGAUGCACUGUACACUCUUGGCUAUCCCAUUCUACAAGGUGCUCUUUCAACUAUAAUAGGUAUUGCAGUGUUGUCUGUUGCAGGAAGUUACAUAUUUAGAACAUUUUUUAAGAUCAUGUUUCUUGUCAUAUUUUUUGGUGCAGUUCAUGGCAUUAUGUUUAUGCCAGUGAUUCUAACACUUUAUCAAUCUUGUGGCAAUCAGAAUCUUGGUUCCUCAAAUAUACAUGACAGUAAAGAGAGGAGCGAGAGCAGAAAUGCCCACAGCUACCAGCAUGUUCACCAUUGCAAAAUAAAUGGAGCUGAUUCCUGUGAACUGACAGAAAGGUACUAGCAGUUGCCUGUUAUGAGACCAAGGAGAUCUAUAGCAACUUUAUUAAUAUAUUCUUUUCUUAACUGUGAUCCAGGGCUUAAACAUUGAACUUAAUUGGCAGCAUAGGACUUAUUCUUUUUCCUCAAAGCUCCAUAAUGUUGUCAUAACUUGAAAUAAUUAACUGUUGUAAGGUCCAACUUGUUCAUCAUAAGCUACAAAUAUGCCAUCCUACUCUUUCCUGCAUUUCCAUUGAGUUGAAGUCAAGUGCAAUGGCAUCACCUUCUGCUUAUUUAUAUUUUCUCAGGACCUCAGUACUGUGGAGCUCCUUAAUUUCCUCAGUUUUUCUCUCCUAUGGGUUUGAAAAAUCCUCGUUUGCUGAUACUUAAACAAUAUUUCUUAAUUUAUCUCUUUUUUCCUAUUCUUCUAUCUUAUGUUGCCCUCUACCUUGACCCUCCCAUUCACUUUGGUUCCUCAGUCAAAAUUUUACUCUCCCAGCAGUUUUUACAUAAAAUAUGAAGAUGGCCAUAGCAAACAAUGGCACAGAUCUUCUAGUCUAUGGAUGGUUAGAGUCUGGACGUACCCCCCAAGGUUGUACUACUGAACCCUCGGAAAUCCCAAUGCAAGUACUUUGCGGGUUUGUCCAGGAAAUUUCAACUUCUGAUGGGCAAUUCCCCUGCUCCCUGAGAACAUCCAAAAAAGUCUCCAACUCUGAGAUAGAGUCGGAGGCUUGGGAGGGUUCUGACAUACUUACCUGGAUAGCUACCCUGGGUAAUUAUACAACUGACAUCUCCAUUAACUGUCUGACUCCCUGAAUCCAUUUGACCCAUCAAACCUCUGACCCUGCUUGACCCUCCAAACCCCCCCGACCCUCCCACUAUCACGCUGACCCUAUGACUCCACCCCGACCCUCCAACUACCCCGACCUAACAUCACCACCUUACCCACCCUGCCACCUACCACCCUGCCACCCUACCCACCUUCCCUAACUCAUUUCACAGGGAAAAUCUAUUCAAAUGCCCCAAAGUUUUUCAGUGUGUUACUGAAUGAAGAGUUACCAAAAUGUGGCAGCUAGUGCCGUCAAAAGGGGCAUAGCGUGACUUCCCCUGACGAUCCUGCAAUACAAAGAAGAUCUCCAAGAAUAGGUACGCUCUGCAUUUCUGUACAGGUCCAUUCAGAAGGCCAGGCCAGAAAUGCGGAGCUCCACAACAGUGUAAGAAAAUAGGAACAGAGUGGCUAUCCAGCGGUGAUUGCCAUACUUUGGAAGAUACGGCCCUUUAUACAUUAAACCCCCAAAGCAAACCAAAGUUUGUACAUAAUGAAGCAGGGAUGAAGAAUUAUGGGAAAAUUUAUUAUAAUAUGUGUGACACCUAUGAGAGAGAUGUUCAAAUAAUUUCAGAGAUGUACUUCGGAGAUGUUUUUAUUUUUCUCAGGUGAGACACUGGCAUGGCUAGAUUUAUUUCCCAUCCCUAUUCAUCCUGAGAUGCAAUGAGGAUCCUUCUUCUGUCCAGUGGUUGUACACCUGAGUGGCUUGAACGACCACUUCAGAAGAAAUUAAUAACCAAACACUUAGUGAUCACUAACUAAGAGCUGCAGACCAGAUUAGGGUGAUAGGUUCCUUCCCUGAAGGAUAUUAGUAAACUUGUUGGGUUUUUAGAACAAAAAUAAAAUGACCAGAUUUAUUUAAUUUAAUUUCAUAACUUGUAAUGGUGGGCAAUUUAUCUCAUAAUCUCUAGCCAGGGCAAAAACUAAUUACAUUUUCUAAAUGGGAAUGCAAUAGGUACAAUUAUGUUAGACAAUAAAUUCCCUUAAAAAUAACUCAUAAAUCAGAGAUAUUCUUUCCUUUGGUGUUCAAAUAUGUUUUUGCAAUGAUUUGGCAAUCAGCGUGUAAACAAACUUCUCAACUUACAGGCAAAAUAGUGAUCACUUAAACCCCAGGCUUCCUGGUUGUUUUGACACCUGACAGUACUCAAAAAUUGCAUCCUCAUGUGCAUUUGUGAACCAUCUUAAUUAUUUUGUUAUUACAGGAUUAUAAAAUUGGUGCUGCCAUCUUAUUAUCACGAGUCAGACCUCCAGUCAGCUAUUCAUUGGCUGUACACCUAUUUGGUGAUGGGGAUAUAUGGUUUGACUGAUGGCAUUUAAGACACAGACAUCGGGUCUGAAAGAGAAGAUAUAGUCUGGCUGCCUACAGCAGGGAAUGCGAUAGAAGAAAGCAAUGGGUACAGAUCAGAUCCCCAAGAUCUCCAGUGCCACUUUAGAGGUUUUGGCCCAGAUGGUUGUCAUGAGGCAAGAGAUUCUGUUCCUCUCCUCUUCCACCGGCCCCCACCACUCCCACCUACAUCACACCCCAACCCAGGUAACAGAAGGUCCUCCAGGCAACACCUCUACUGCCAAUUGGAAGAGGUUGCAGAAGAGAUUAAUGCCAGGAGCAUUGCACUGAGGACAUGGCUGGAAUGCAGCAAAAGGAGAUGUGUUGAACCAACAAUUCUAACUCAACUCCCUUACAGCCUGCUCACACCACCACCAUCUGCAACCUCCCUGCUUAAUUUCCUUCAAUUACUACAAUCAGUGCACCACAUUUCAUUGUCAUCUCCCUCUCGUACACCCUGCACCUACAACUCUCACCAUUAUUCUACCAUAAAUAGCCAUUAUGUCACAGAAAUCCUAGCUACUGAGUGCAUGUCCCCUUUACUCAUUUCUAUACAGCUCUAGCUAAUGCUUACUGUAAUGCUAUAGAUUAAAUCCAUCCAUCUGCCUGUGAAAGCUUCAUGAUAUCAAAAGAGCAGCAAGUCUUGGUCAAUGCCACUUCGCCAGCCAACACUAUCAAAACUGAUUAUCUGGCUGCUUAUUCAUUUACUUUUUGAGAUCUUGUGUGGAAAUUGUUUUCUGUACAUCCAGCCCUACCUCAUCACUGCCUCUCUCGUAUCCACUGCUGUUGCUAAAUUUUCAGCCUGUUUAUCUGAUAUCCAGCACAGAAAUUUCCUCCAAUUAAAUAUUGGGAAGACAAUGUAACCAUUUGUUUUUGGCCCCCUCUCUAAACUCCAUUCCCUACCUACUGACUCCACCCCUCCUCUAAUAACAGUCUGGGACGAAACCAGUCUAUUUGCAAUGUAGGUGUCAUUUUCAACCCCAGGAUGAGUUUUAGACCACAUAUUCACGCCAUCACCAAGACAGCCAAUUUCCACCUCUGAAACAUCUUUGCACUUGUCUCAGCUCAUCCGCUGCAAAACACCUCUUUCUUGACUUUGCUACUUCUAGAAUUGAUCAUUCUGACACAAUCCUGGCUGGUCUCCCACAUUCUCCCUUUCCUAUAAAGUCAUCUAAAACUCUACUGCCUGUGUCUUAACUCGCAGCAAAUCUCAUUCCCCUAUUACCCCUAUGCUCACUGAUCUACAUUGGCCCCUGGUUAAGCAGUGUCUUAGGUUUCUAAAUUCUCAUCCUUGUUUUCAAAUCCUCCCCAACACCCCUUACCUCUGUACUCUCCAGACUGACAACUCCCUGAGAUAUCUGUGCUCAUCUAAUUGAGGCCUUUUGAGGUCCCUGAUUUUACUUGCUCCACAAUUGGUGACUGCGCCUUCAAUUGCCCAGAUCACAAGCUCUGGAAUUCCAUCCCUGCACUUCUCCACUUCUCUUCCUCACUUUUCCACCUUUAAGGCAUUCCUUAAAAUCUACUUCUUUGAUCAAGUCUUUGGUCAUCUGACCUAAUAUCUCUUCAUG